Molecule: messenger RNA, 1741 nt
Organism: Triplophysa rosa
Lineage: Eukaryota; Metazoa; Chordata; Actinopteri; Cypriniformes; Nemacheilidae
Exons: 2
Coding region: 974-1450 (158 amino acids)
Source: RefSeq, a predicted model, not a curated record
UAUUUUGUUGUAGUUAAGAGCAGAUCAACGUGAGAGAGAUCUCGUGGGAUUAUAAAAACGUGUUUUGUUUUUGAUUUAGUAGGACGUGGGUUACACGUCAUAUAUACACACAAGAUGUUUACUGAUGAAAAUGAUCAAUGCUUUUACCAAAACACAUGGUUACUGUAGAAAACACAGGACAAAAUACUUGAAUCGCAAUUUGCUGUUGUAAGCUUUUCCAGCAUCUUCUGGACAGUGAACACAUGAUGUCCAGAUCCAGAUUUCUACAAUAAGACCACUGAGGGAACCACACAACAACCAUUACACGAGACAUUUACACAACAUGAUUUGACAUUUACGAACACACAUAUUGAGUUUAAAGGAUGUUAAACUCUUCAACGCAUUCAUUUGAGUCUGUUUCAUCGAUUUUAGUUCAAUUCUAAUCGAUGCUUCAUAAACUUAGGAGGAGGAGGUUUACAGUGUUAAGCAUUGACCUCUUUAUGGCAAAAUCCAGUUUAGUGUCAUGACUAAACAUAACACGUAAGCCUUUAUAAAGCUGGAUCAUAACCACUGAGAAACCCUUUGACCUUCAGAAACUCACCCAAUCACAGCACUGCAUUCAUAUCUCAUGUGUAGACGUGCACGGUGUGAAUAAACUCUGUUUUUAUGCCAUCGGCCUCAUCGGAGCUCUCAUUCUAACGGUAUGUAUUGCACAUUUACAGUGUGUUCAUGUCUGUCUACUGUAUAUAACUAUGAAAAUUACAUUUAUGAUUGACAAGAGAUGACUGUGUCAUCUCUCCACAAAAACAGUGCGUUCCUCAGUUAAUAGCUCUCCACUGCAUUUCAUAUUUUGACUUUCUACAUCAUUGAAGCACCCAGAUAGUUUCAAUCAUUUCAGUAUUUUACCCUGGGAAGUUAGAGUGAUUUGAUAUAAUAACUGGCUCUCAUCUUUAAUAAGAUGAAUAAAAUGUUCAGCAGUAAUCUGUGAUGCGAGAUGUGUUUGACAGGUGUGCUGCACGUCACGAUGGCUGGAGACCGUGAUCUGGCCACGCCGACCCCCGGCGAGGAGGACGAGGUCUUCUUUAAAAACUAUGUCCCACCCGCUCGAGACGCCAUCCAUCUUCCCAUUCAUGUUUUCUACCUCAUCCUUGCGUUCAUGGUCAUAGUAGCAACCCUCUAUGCCAUCAUCGGACACCUCAUCAAGGACCUGAUGCAUGAUUUUGCAGACUCUUUGUUUGGAAAACAGCCAGAUGAGGUCCAGAUCAACCUGUGUGAGACCAAAGAUAAAUUCAUGGUAGACUGGUGUCCAGAGACGAGUCCAGAGCUGGAGGAGAUGGCCCGAGCUGAGGAGAUCCGGGUGGUGAUGGAGGGCAACAGACACACACCGGCCAUCUGGAUCAUCUCUGAUGGGAUGGAGCCGCCCAGAGUACCGCGCUCCGGCCCGCGUGUGGCCUUCGGCAAGAAUGUAUAGAAAGGGACUUCAUGUACAGUAACAGAUGGAGGUUCUUCAUAAACACUGACGCUUGUGUAACAGAGCGAUUACUCACACAUAAACACUUUUGAUUGUUGUGACACCUGCUGGUGUUUCCUGUGUACUGCAAAUAAAAAAGAUGCUUGAUGUUAUGACAAGCUUGAGUUUUGUGAGUUUUAUGAAAUUCCCCCUUACAUGGUUUUACUACAGUAAGUAGGCUAAUUGUAGUAACCAUGUUUUUUUUGGGCGAAUUAAUUAUUAAUAUUUGUAUAACUAUGGUUAUUGUAGUAA